AUUAGCUUAGCUACCAUUAUGAAGCCCUUCUCCAUUACAUACAAGCAUCCACACCCGUCGUUAUGCAAAAGAAUUCCUCCUUUGUGUGUGUGUGUGUUUCAGCUUAUUUUCCCCCAAACCGCCAUUGUGAUUGAUGCAUUAUUGUUGCUAUUGCUUUCCCUAGUUUGAUCUGUAGUAUGCAUUUCUGGGCUGAGCUGUUUCUACUUUCAUAAUCCUUUCGCUCUUUCCUUUCUUUUCUUGUUUUAGUUAUUGGGGAAUUUUGAUUAAUAAAUAUAUAUAUGUGUGUGUAUGUAUUGUGUGCUUCUUCUUUCCACUGACUAAGCACCGUAUUCUGAUCCAGUUAACCCUAGUUCUUGAUUUUUGUUGUAAUUUAGACUUUUGUCUUGGACAUUUUUAAAAUAUUUUAAAAAGUUUCCAUAUCUUUGUGUAUGAAGUGGUGUAACAAUGAGAGAUGUAAACUCGAAGAAAAGCAAGCUUUCAUGGACCAAAACUCUGGUCAAGAAAUGGCGGAAUCUCCAGGGCAAAGCUGUGAACUUUCAUGCUGAUAACAUCAUUUUCGAAGAUGUUGCUGCAGAAUGGAGCAACAGUUUCUCAUGCACUGUCAAGAAAAACAACAUAUGUUCAGAACCAAACAGGAGAUUGAAUCGAAAGAUUGAUCUUGAUGCCUCCCCAAUCACUGAUGUGCACAACUAUAGGAUCUUUGUAUCGACGUGGAAUGUGGCCGGAAAGUCACCUCCGAGUUACUUAAAUCUGGAAGAAUGGCUACACAGUGCACCGGCUGCUGACAUUUAUGUUCUAGGGUUUCAAGAAAUCGUUCCUUUAAAUGCUGGUAAUGUUUUGGGAACUGAAGACAAUGGCCCUGCUAGAAAAUGGCAAGCUCUCGUCCAGAAAACGCUCAACAGCCUCCCCGGCAGCAGUUGCUCCGUACCAUCUCUGAUUCCCAAUCCUAUCGUCGAUCUUGUUGUUGAUUUUGAUGGAUUGAAUAGGGGAAAGGGCUCGUCUUUCUCCCACCGUAGCUCGUUUCAGUCGAUCAGCCGCAGCAUGAGAUUCAUGGGGAGUCAUGUUUCGAAUCCCCCGCCCAAUCUUGAUCAUCGAUUCAGCGUGUGCGAUCAAAUGAUGUAUGGAUAUAAUUAUAGACCGAGCGAUUAUUGUGAUCCGGACUCGAGGUGGACUGGUUCGUCCGACGAUGAAGAUGGAUCGAAUCCAUCUCCUUACAUGCAACACUCCCCUGUUUCCCACUACGGUCCUGCCUUGAUCGAUGAUGGAGACAGACCUCCCGAGCAGUCGAGGUAUUUUCUAUUCGCGAGCAAACAGAUGGUGGGGCUUUUCCUCAUGGUGUGGAUCAAGACUGAUCUAAGAGACGACGUGCGCAAUCUAAAGGUAUCCUGUGUCGGUAGAGGCUUGAUGGGCUAUCUCGGGAACAAGGGUUCGAUUUCGAUAAGCAUGUCAUUGCACCGGACGAGUUUUUGCUUCGUGUGUAGCCAUUUAACCUCCGGGGAGAAAGACGGGGACGAGCUGCGGAGGAACUCCGACGUCAUGGAAAUCUUGAAGAAAACACGGUUCCCACAAGUCCACGAAGACGCAAACGAUAACUCCCCUCAAACAAUCCUUGACCAUGAUCGAAUCAUCUGGCUCGGGGACUUGAAUUACAGAAUCACGCUUGCUUAUCGAUACGCGAAGGCUCUUGUCGAGAUGCGCAACUGGAGAGCUUUGUUGGAGAAUGAUCAGCUUCGAACGGAACAGAGUCAGGGCCGUGUUUUUGUAGGUUGGAACGAAGGGAAAAUAUACUUCCCGCCGACUUACAAGUACUCGAAUAAUUCAGACAGAUAUGCGGGGGAGAACAUAAACCCGAAAGAGAAACGUCGAACCCCUGCAUGGUGUGACCGUAUACUGUGGCGCGGAUAUGGUCUCCGACAGCUGUUGUACGUUAGGGGAGAGUCGAGGUUCUCAGACCAUAGACCGGUGUACAGUGUGUUCGUCGCUGAAGUCGAGUCCAACUGCAGCCAUGUUAAGAAAAUCGUGAAUCAUUCGAGUUCCCGUGUCGAGGCUGAAGAGCUGCUCGUGCUGCCGUACCUGCAGUAAACUUCCAUUUUCGAGAUUAAGUUACAAUGCAGAGAUUCUGAUUUGUUCCGGGAGGGGAUCCUCUUCGCUGUCGAACAGGACUUUGAAGACGAGAAGUGGAGAUCGAAAGACACUGGAGAUGGAUACGGUUUAAGGUUAUGUCAUCAACAAGAUUGGAGAUGACAAUGUUAACGAGGUUGGUAAUAAAAUCAUGCUAUGAUUGAUUGAUUGAUUGAUUGUUCUUGCUCAAUCAAGAAACAGUGAAUGGACAAGUCGAGCUUUGAACAAUAUUUUCAUUGUGACGAUGGUGGGGUUCAGAAAGUGAGGAAGAAGAUGGAUAAGGCAUUUUUAUAUAAUGUGAUGUGCAUUAAUUAAUAUUUAAUUCUUUUAUUCUUUGUUGUAGUUAGACUGGCACAGAGGGUCGGAUUUGUGAUCAAGAAAUUUAUUAUUUACCUACUUUUAAUUCGAUGCCCACUUAAUGUUUUCUUUUUUGUAAUUUAAUGUAUUAUUGAGUAUUAAUAGCAAUGAAAAGGUUAUGAAU
Molecule: messenger RNA, 2602 nt
Organism: Andrographis paniculata
Lineage: Eukaryota; Viridiplantae; Streptophyta; Magnoliopsida; Lamiales; Acanthaceae
Product: type IV inositol polyphosphate 5-phosphatase 7-like
Exons: 11
Coding region: 445-2082 (545 amino acids)
Biological process (GO): phosphatidylinositol dephosphorylation
Molecular function (GO): phosphatidylinositol-4,5-bisphosphate 5-phosphatase activity; inositol-polyphosphate 5-phosphatase activity; phosphatidylinositol-3,4,5-trisphosphate 5-phosphatase activity
Source: RefSeq, a predicted model, not a curated record